Molecule: messenger RNA, 591 nt
Organism: Impatiens glandulifera
Lineage: Eukaryota; Viridiplantae; Streptophyta; Magnoliopsida; Ericales; Balsaminaceae
Exons: 4
Coding region: 140-415 (91 amino acids)
Biological process (GO): mRNA splicing, via spliceosome
Cellular component (GO): U2 snRNP; precatalytic spliceosome
Source: RefSeq, a predicted model, not a curated record
UAUUUUACAGUUGCCAACUUGCCGUAUCAGUCCGACCCUUUCCUUCAAAUCCCUAAUUUCCUCGGCGAAUCUCAAGCGACUGCGUUCUCCCUCAGCGGCAGUCGCUCAACUUCCUCCGCCCCUUUUGUUUACUUCUACAAUGUCGGGGUUGCUUAAUGCCAGCGAUAGAUUUAACAUCAACUCUCAGCUUGAACAUUUGCAAGCUAGAUAUGUAGGUACUGGGCAUGCAGAUUUGACCAGAUUUGAAUGGGCUGUCAACAUCCAGCGUGAUAGCUAUGCUUCAUACGUCGGGCAUUAUCCUAUCUUGGCAUAUUUUGCUGUUGCAGAGAAUGAAUCUAUUGGGAGGGAGCGUUACAACUUUAUGCAGAAAAUGCUUCUUCCUUGUGGUCCGCCUCCAGAAAGAGAAGAGGAUUAGAUCCAAGAAUUUAGAAGAUUCCUUGAUGGAUGUAAAACAGGUUCUUCAUGUUGUUAGACAGACUUUAUCACUUGCGUGCAAACUUGACAUAUAGUGUGCUAUCUCAAACAACCCUUUAAAAUACUUUUGAUGUUCUUCUUCUUGAUUGAAAAUUUGAAUUGUCUGUUUAGUUUCUU